GGAGACGUCUGGAUGCGCACCAAAACGGAAUUAUUAUUAUCGUUGUUAUUAUUACUACUACUUAAAUUGUUAUUUAAAAAAAGAGGGCUCAGCCCCAGCGGCCUCCAUGGAGCGGCUCGGUCAGUAAGGUGCGACGUGACAUGGCCAGGACGGGAAUCGCGGGGCCGAGCUCCGGGAUUCCGUAGUGCGUCGCAUCUCUGAUUUGCAGGAGCGACCCCCAGAGAAGACGGCCCCCGCUUCCUUUGGCGAUGGCUGGAUCGACGCAACCCGCAGCCCAGACCUGGCGAGGGGCAGAGGCCCACUACCCGUCUCCCGCCAUGUCCUACCCCAUGGCGCUAAGCCAGCCUCACGUAGAUGUGGGUCUGUUGGAAUAUCAGCACCAUCCCAGAGAUUACCCUUCCCACCUGCCCCCAGGAUCUCUCUGGCACCCGCAACGCCGGAGACCCUCCUUGUUAUCUGAAUUCCAGCCGGGGAAUGAAAGGUCCCAGGAGACACACGCCCGGUCCGAGUCCCAUCCCUAUCUCUCUGACCUGGGUAAACAGUCGGAAAUUGAAUUCAUUGAGACCAAACGGCCUCGGAUGGACCUGUCACAGGAGCCGCUGCUGAGGCCCCCAACUCUGCUCAGCCAGGGAGGCGCAGAGAGUCUCUCCAGGGAUCGAGGCCUAACCGGUAAACUGGAGCCCGUUUCUCCCAUCACCUCUGCCCACCCUGACUCCGAACUGGAUCUUCUGCCAUCCCGGCUCUCGAAGGAGGAGCUGAUCCAGAACAUGGACCGUGUUGACCGAGAAAUCACCAUGGUGGAACAGCAGAUUUCCAAGCUGAGGAAAAAGCAGCAACAGCUGGAGGAAGAAGCCGCCAAGCCUCUGGAGCCCGAGAAGUCCAUCUCCCCCCCGCCGCUGGAAUCGAAGCACCGCAGCCUGGUCCAAAUCAUCUACGAUGAGAAUCGGAAAAAAGCAGAAGCUGCUCACAGGAUACUGGAAGGAUUGGGGCCCCAAGUGGAGUUGCCACUGUACAACCAGCCUUCGGACACAAGGCAAUACCAUGAAAACAUUAAAAUAAAUCAGGCAAUGCGGAAGAAGUUGAUUUUAUACUUCAAAAGGAGAAAUCAUGCUCGUAAGCAGUGGGAGCAGAAGUUUUGCCAGCGGUAUGACCAGCUGAUGGAAGCUUGGGAGAAGAAGGUGGAACGCAUUGAAAAUAACCCCCGGCGCCGAGCCAAGGAGAGCAGAGUGCGUGAAUAUUAUGAGAAGCAGUUCCCCGAGAUCAGAAAGCAGAGGGAACUUCAGGAGCGAAUUCAGAGCAGGGGAGGACAAAGGAGCAGCGGACUGUCCAUGUCGGCAGCACGCAGCGAACACGAGGUGUCAGAGGUUAUUGAUGGGCUCUCGGAACAAGAGAAUCUGGAGAAGCAGAUGCGCCAGCUUGCUGUCAUUCCGCCAAUGCUGUAUGAUGCAGAGCAGCAGCGCAUCAAGUUCAUCAACAUGAACGGCCUUAUGGACGACCCCAUGAAGGUGUACAAGGACCGGCAGGUGAUGAACACGUGGAGCGAGCAGGAGAAGGAGAUCUUCCGGGAGAAGUUCAUGCAACAUCCAAAGAAUUUUGGUCUUAUUGCAUCCUUUCUGGACAGGAAAACGGUGGCGGAUUGUGUUCUCUACUACUAUUUGACCAAGAAGAAUGAGAACUAUAAGAACUUGGUGAGAAGGAAUUACCGCAGGCGAGGAAAGAACCAGCAGCAGCAACAGAUGCCCCGAAAUAACCAAGAAGAAAAAGAGGAAAAAGAGAAGGAUGGGGAGAAGGAAGAGGAGAAACUAGAAUCUGAAAAUGACAAAGAGGAACUAGCAAAGGAGAAGAACGAGGAUACGUCAGGCGAGGACAACGACGAGAAGGAGGCCGCCGCGUCCAAAGGGCGCAAAACAGCCAACAGCCAGGGCUGGCGCAAAGGGCGCAUCACGCGGUCCAUGGCCAACGAGGCCAACCACGAGGAGGUGGCAGCGCCCCAGCUGAAUUCUGAGCUAGCUGCUUUGGAGAUGAACGAAAGUUCUCGCUGGACGGAGGAGGAGAUGGAAACGGCUAAGAAAGGUCUUCUUGAACAUGGACGCAACUGGUCAGCAAUUGCCCGGAUGGUGGGGUCCAAGAGCAUCUCACAGUGCAAAAACUUCUACUUCAACUACAAAAAAAGACAAAACUUGGAUGAGAUUCUGCAGCAGCACAAACUGAAAAUGGAGAAAGAGAGGAACGCUCGGAGAAAGAAGAAAAAGGCCCCUGUGAUCCAAAGUGAGGAAAGAGCUUUCCCCCCGGUGGCCGAGGACGAGGAGAUGGGGCAAGAUGGGUCGGGCACCAGUGGGAACGAGGAGGAAAUGGCUGAGGAGGUCGAGGCAGAAGUUGCCGUUAAUAACAGCUCAGACACGGAAAGCCUGCCUUCUCCGAGACUUGACGCCAAGAAGCCCCCGGAAAACGGGUCCAAACCAAAUCCGGACGCCGAAGAAGAAACGGCGGUCGACGCGGAGAAAGCCACCACGCCCCCAGAAGGGGACGCCAUAGACUCUGCCGGCCAGACCCCAGAGGGGACCGACCCUGGUCCAGCUUGCAAUGAAAAGCUGCAGGAGGAGUCCAAGGUUGAUGCGGUGAAAACCGAAGAUGCAGAAGAAGACUCUAAGGAUGCAGAGCCUGACCAGGCUGAGAUAAAAAUGGAGGAGGGGGCCGACAGGCAAGAAGGGAACAAGGCCGACAACCAGAAGAGUGACAGCGGUAAUGGCACGGGGUUGGAGGAGGCCCCCAAGUCGGAGAAGAAGGAGUGCCAGAAAGCCAGCAAAGCCGUGAGCGCGCACCCUGACAGUGAUUCGAGCGCGACAUGUAGUGCGGACGAGAUGGAUGAACAGGAUCCGGCCGACAAAGCCAAGUUGCCGGCUGCCCGCUUGAGUCUCCUCGGUGCCCCCAACGAUGCCCGGCUCAGCUCCUCACCUCAGAAGCCUCUGGACCUGAAGCAGCUGAAGCAGAGGGCAGCUGCCAUCCCUCCCAUUAUUUCGGAAGGCAUGCUGGAGGGGGCGUUGCAGAGCGGGGCCACCAAACCCCUGGUGCCCCCUCAUGCCCUGGCCCUCUACCAGCAGCAGAUUGCCAUGGCCCAUGAGGGUGCCCAGGAGGACGCUGCACAGAGCCAGCCCCUUGAGCUGCCCCACCCGCCGGAGAAGGAGUCCCAGCUCAGCAGCAGCCCCCGGGGGGCUCAGCACCGGAGCCCUGCCGAGGCCGACAAAGAUGAAAAACCGGUGCUUUUCACCCCGCUUCCAGAUGGACAGAAGCAGGGUGGGGAAUCUGCCAUUACAACCUGUUGGCCGCCAGUCCUUCCCUACCAAGGGUCAUCAAGGGAUGUGAUCCGAACGUCUCCACACAUCGAGUCUCACGCAUUUCAGUAUAACCCCUCCGGUCACCCCAUCUCCUUAAACGCUCAUGAAAAUUCUCGGACCGGCCCACCGAGACUGUCAGCCAUCUCCAAUCCUCCUCCUCUGAUCUCCAACAAGCACCCCUCUGUCCUUGAACGAACGCCUGGCUGUAUCUCCCAGGGGGUGCCUCUACAGCUCCAUGGUCCAUUCAGUUCAGAACACGCCAAAGUCUCCAUCGGUUCCAUCACUGUGCCUUUGACUAUGGAUCCCAAGAAGUUGGUGCCAUUUCCUGGAGUGAAACAGGAGCAGCUGUCUCCUAGAAGCCAGGCUGGUCAAUCUGAAAGCUUGGUGGCACAGGCUUCGCAGGAGAGCUCUGUUCUUCGAGGUACCUCCUUGUCAGGAGGAAGCAUCAUUAAAGGCAUUCCCAGCACAAGGCCACCCUCAGAAUCCACCAUCACAUAUCGGGGUUCCAUCACACAUGGCACGCCAGCUGAAGUGCUGUACAAAGGAACCAUUACCAAGCUCGUUGGAGAAGACAGCCCCAGCAGAGUGGAGAAAGCAAGAGAGGAGGCCUUGCCCAAGGGACACGUCAUUUAUGAGGGGAAGAAAGGACACAUCCUGACCUACGAUGGUGGUGUUGCUACCCAGGGCCCUAAAGAGAACAGUAGGAGCACAGGAGGGACACAGGAGAUGACCGGCACCAAGAGAACAUACGACAUGAUGGAAGGGAGGACUUCUAGGGUGUUACCUGGACGUGAACUUUCCUCUGCUAAUAUAGAAGGUCUAAUGGGCCGAGCCAUCCCUCCGGACAGACACAGUCCGCUCAACUUAAAGGAACCACAUCACAUCCGGGGCUCCAUCACGCAAGGAAUUCCUAGAUCCUACGUGGAAGUUCCAGAGGACUACCCCCGGAGGGAGGCCAAGCAGCUUAAGAGGGAGAACACCCCUCCAAGGGAGUUACCAGAAGCUUACAAGGUCAGGAGCUAUGAGAACCUCACCCCGUUGAAGCUGAAAGCGGUCCAUGAAGGGCUGGUCACCACCGUGAAAGAAGCCGGGAGAUCCAUCCAUGAAAUUCCCAAGGAGGAUCUGCGGCACACGCCUGAUAUUUCUCUGAUGGCUCGGCCUGUUAAGGAAGGCUCGAUUACCCAGGGUACCCCACUGAAAUAUGACACAAACACUUCCACAAAUACCAAAAAGCACGACGUCCGGUCUAUUAUUGGGAGUCCAGGCAGAAAUUUUCAUCCCAUGCUUCCAAUGGAGGCCAUGCAGGACCCAAGGACGCUGGAAAGAGCUUAUGAGGAAAAUUUGAAGAGCAGGCCCAGCCCAGUGGCAAACUCUGGUGGCUCCAUCACAAGGGGAGCCCCUGUGAUUAUUCCUGAGCCGGGGAAGCCUCGCCACAGCCCCCUUGCAUACGAGGACCACCAGACAGCCCAUGGAGCAGCUUUCGGCAGUCACUUACAUCGAGGGUCCCCCGUCUCCACAAGAGAGUCAGCCCCCAGGCAGCUUGAAGGGAGCAUCACGGCUGGAAAACCAGUGUCUCAAGAUAGGAAGGUCACGCCAACCUCCAGAGAACUCGCCAGCUCCAAAUCUCCUCAUACCCCACUUGCAGACCACCAUCAUCCAAUGUCGCCAUAUGAGCAACUGUUCCGGGGAGCCAGCGGCAUGGACCUAUAUAGAGGCCACAUUCCACUGACCUUUGACCCUGCUGCCAUUCCCCGGGGGAUUCCCUUGGAAGCAGCUGCCUACUACCUGCCAAGGCACCUUGCUCCUGGCCCUACAUACCCCCAUCUCUACCCACCCUACCUCAUCCGUGGUUAUCCGGACACUGCUGCCAUGGAGAACAGACAGACCAUCAUCAACGAUUACAUCACCUCCCAACAGAUGCACCACAACGCCGCCACUGCUACCACCAUGGCCCAGAGGGUAGACCUCCUGCGGGGCCUGUCUCCACGAGAGCCCUCCCUGGCCCUCAACUAUGCAGCAGCAGGGAUAAUUGACCUGUCUCAAGUGCCGCACCUGCCUGUGCUCGUACCCCCCACCCCUGGCACCUCCACAGCCUCCAUGGACCGGAUCACCUACAUCCACAGCACCGCCCAGCCUUUCAGCAGCCGACACAGUAGCUCGCCACUGUCUCCAGGUGCCCCCACGCACUUACCCAAGACGGGACCCUCGGUUUCCGAACGGGAGCAAGACCGCGAACGGGAGCGUGAAAAGGAACGCAAAAAACUGGUGGUGACCACUACAGCCCCGGUGGAGCAUGCGCCCAUCUGGAGGCCAGGCACCGAGCAGAGCAGCGGCCGUUUGUCUGCACACGCUCACAAGCACUCCCCCGUUUCCCCCCGCAGACAGGAGAACAUUCAGCAGCGCCCCAGUGUGCUGCAUAACACCAACAUGAAGAUGAUCCCCCCGGAAGGCCUCGCUUCCUCCGUUUUGCGAUCCUCUUCUUCCUCCUCUUCCUCUUCCUCGUCCACUGCCACCACGUCCCCGGCCUGCUCCUCCGGCUUCUGUCCGGCAUCGGCGUUGCGCAGCUCCGUAAGUGGCCUGGACAGCUACGCCUCGGUGGUGGAGUCGGCCCACAUGCAGAAGGAGGCCUCCUCCUCCUCCUCCUCCUCCUCCUCCUCCAGGACCCAGGAUGUCAAAGGCGAGCGGGCUCAGCCUGAGACCAACCACCUGUUUGCCUCAAAGCUGCCCGCAGGGCCAGGCCCAGAACAGACACCUUCACCGCUAAAAGCCAUGGAGCCCAAGUCUGUGCCCUCUUCUGGGUCAGGCGCAGCCCACCCGUUUAGCAGAGGACAGGGGAAGGUCCACCCUCCGCAUCAGGCGCCCCUGGACCCGUCGCUGCACGCCGUUUCGGCCACUGAGCAGCAGCCAAGUAGAGAAAAGAGUAAAUCCUUUUCAGUACAGGAACAGGAGCUGCGAGUACUCGGUAAGACCACCAUGACAGCGGCCAGCUUCAUAGAUGUCAUUAUCAUGCGCCAAAUUUCUUGCGAUAAGGGGAAGCGAGAGAGAAGCUCGUUAAAUAACGACGCCAAUGGCGAUGUGUUCCAUGGAAGCUACAGUCCUGAUGGCAUUGAGGCCAUAAGCCCCGUGAACUCCCCCUCUGUCCUCCAUGAGAAAGGGAUGAAGCUUAGUCAAGAAAAGGAGAAAGGUUCCCUCAAACCUUCUGGGGCAGAAGUCUCACACAUGAGGCAGCUCCACCAGCUCAGUGAAGGCCGUCAGUCCCCGAGCCAGCCGUUGCAGGGACCCCCGAAUGCCAAAGGCCACCAGCGCGUUGUCACCCUGGCUCAGCACAUCAAUGAAGUCAUCACUCAGGACUACACGCGCCAUCAUCCUCAGCAGCUCAACCCCCAUAUCCAGUCCCCCGUGUUCUCCUACUCGGGGGCUGCCGGUCCCGUGCUGGACCUCCGCCGAGCUCCUCCGGAAUCUUACCUCCAGCACCAACCAGUGGAGCAUGUUCCUGCUUCUAGAAUCUCUCCCGAAAGCGAAGCCAACCAAAGGUCGCCUGAGGAAAUUAAGAUUUCUGCUUCGGACAACUGCAUAGAGCCGAUCUCUCCGCCCGAGGGAAACGGGGAGCCCGAACGCAUCCGGAAUGCCUACCCCGUUCUGUAUCGUGAAGGGGAUCAGCUGGAGCUGAGACCCGGGUCCAGAUCCCCUGGAAACAGCGUCCAUCCGCCAGCUUUCUUCAGCAAACUGACGGAGAGCAAUUCCGCCAUGGUGAAGUCGAAGAAGCAAGAGAUCAUCAAGAAACUCAGCACGAGCAACAGGAACGAGGCAGAAUACAAUGUUGGACAACCCGGAACAGAGAUUUUUUACAUGCCAGCGAUGACAGGAGCAGGGUUAAUCAGUUGUAGGAGCCAGGCGGUCCAGGAAAACUCCAGUUCCAACAUGGGGCUGGAGGCAAUUAUCAGGAAGGCUCUCAUGGGUAAAUAUGACCAUCGGUGGGACAAGCCCGCUCCUCUCAGUGCCAAUGCUUUUAACCCUCUGAAUGCCAGCCCAAGCUUGCCCGCUGCGCUGCCUGUAACCUCUGCUGAUGGACAGAUUGACGACAUUCACCCUUCCAUGCCAGGUGGGGGGAAGCCGAAGGCCGCCGCCCGAGCUAGCAGUCGUAAGGCCAGAUCUCCAGCACCAGGCCUGUCCUCCACCGAGAGACCGCCAUCCGUUUCGUCCGUUCACUCAGAGGGGGACUGUAACAGGAGGACGCCUCUCACCAACCGGGUUUGGGAGGACAGGCCAUCAUCCGCAGGUUCAACGCCGUUUCCGUACAACCCCUUGACAGUGAGGCUUUCCACAGGAGUAGUGACCGGUCCACCACCACCCCCUGCCACCGUCCUUCAGGGCAACUCCCACAGGCAGAACCAUGGUUGGGAAGAGGAGGCCAAACCACUGCUUGUGUCACAGUAUGAGACCCUCUCGGACAGCGAAUAGAAGAGAGAAGGCCAUGACGGGGAAGACCAAUGGACAGAUGGAUGUGGCGGCUGUGGAAUGGGUCAGGGCUGGGGGAUUCUGGGAGCCCGUCUCUCGCAGAGCAGCACUGUUCCCGUCAGCUGUUUUCGUUUUUCGUUUAAUGUUUUUGUUACAUCUGGAAGGAGGAAAUAGGAAACAUCAACAAAAAAAGCUCCUUGGUUUAAAGCCUUAAAAACAAGAAGGAAAUGGAACCCACCCCCAUCUUCUCCCCCACUUGAGGGGAGGGCUGAUGGCCAGGAGGGAGGGCCUUUGAGAUGGCUGAAUCGCAGCUACCAAUACUCAGGGGGUUUCAUCUUCUGCAUCAAUUUUGUCCUUCAGCAGAGAAAGAGGGAGAAGGCAGCGGGUUGGCUUGGCCAACCCUGCUUGAGCUUCUCAGAUUGGCCCAAGCACCUUCUUGAGAUGGGCUGUUAAUCUAGUACUUGAAACACAGAUCGUUCGACCGCCCUUCCCGUAUCUCCUCGCUUUAGCUUUACGGGGUACCUCCUGGGUGGAGCUGGGUGCUGUUCAUCUAGGGAAGAUGAACCCGGGCGACCCACUGGAAGGUAGAUCUGGAUUUUGGUCAUUCAGAGCAGGUGGUCUCCUUGUCCUGUGUCCCUGUGGAAAUUUAAGGGUGGGGCUUUGGCCGGCUGAACUUGGAACGUGUUAGAAGCAGGUAGAUAGAACUUCAGGCGCAGAGAUUGACGACAAAGAGAGGAGCCAAACCAGAAGAGGCCAUUUGGCGGGGGGAAGGAGAAGCUGAGUUGGGAUAAUCAUGGGGAAUAAUUCCUCUGUAUGUUAGGGGGUUGACUCUAGAUGGAGAGCUGGGGAGGCAGCUGUUUGGAGCGUGCCGCUUUCUCAAAACGCUGCCGUUGGUAUCAUCUACAGGGUAUAUUUUUGUUACGUUGGGAAAAUUAUGCCAGGUGUUUCGGGGGGGUGUUUUUGUUUCUCAGUUUCGGAGGCAAAGAAGGACUCUAAAACAGUGUUAUAUGCUGCUUUUUUUUUUUUUUCGGUCUCUACUCUUGUACAAAGAGGAUUUCUAUGUUGCGUGCAAGACUUUUGAUCUGUUUGUCCAUUGUAUGGAAAUGUCAAGUUCCAGCAAAAUGGUUCUGUAAUUCAGUAGAAUGUUUUAACUUAGAUCUUUUAUUAAAGAAGAAAUGUGAAUAUAUA
Messenger RNA from Candoia aspera, 8981 nucleotides. It is a transcript of the gene NCOR2, whose product is annotated as nuclear receptor corepressor 2. Gene Ontology annotation, molecular function: transcription corepressor activity. Lineage: Eukaryota; Metazoa; Chordata; Lepidosauria; Squamata; Candoiidae. The record is from RefSeq and is a predicted model, not a curated record. The transcript is spliced from 47 exons. Gene Ontology annotation, cellular component: chromatin. Gene Ontology annotation, biological process: negative regulation of transcription by RNA polymerase II. The coding region runs from base 249 to 7796 and encodes 2515 amino acids.